Molecule: messenger RNA, 3042 nt
Organism: Marasmius oreades (fairy-ring Marasmius)
Lineage: Eukaryota; Fungi; Basidiomycota; Agaricomycetes; Agaricales; Marasmiaceae
Gene: LIG4
Product: DNA ligase (ATP)
Exons: 29
Coding region: 1-3042 (1013 amino acids)
Biological process (GO): DNA biosynthetic process; nucleotide-excision repair, DNA gap filling; double-strand break repair via nonhomologous end joining
Cellular component (GO): DNA ligase IV complex
Molecular function (GO): DNA binding; DNA ligase (ATP) activity; ATP binding
Source: RefSeq, a predicted model, not a curated record
AUGAUGCAACCCACACCCGCACCGUCUACACCCCCUACAUCUUUACCAGAAGCCUCUAUGGAAGCUCAGGAUGACUCCUAUCCAAUCCCGCCGCAAAAUAUAGGAAGCGCACCAUUUGGAGUCCUCGUUGGGUUAUUUGAGAAAUUACAGAAUGAAAGAAAGCAGGAGCGCAGAAAAAAGCUGAUUGGUACAUGGUUCAAUCAUUGGAGAGAGGAAGUGGGCCACGAUCUAUAUCCUGUCCUCCGUUUGAUUCUACCUCAGAAAGACAGAGAACGUGCCGUUUAUGGAGUGAAAGAGAAGAACCUCGCCAAGAUCUACAUCAAGUUAAUACCGCUGGGAAGAAAUGACCCAGAUGCUCAGCGUUUGGUGAACUGGAAGAAACCUACCGAACGUGAAAAAGCAUCCGGAGACUUUCCAACAGUUCUGUACGAAGUCGUCUACAAACGUUCAUCAGUGAUUGAAGGAAGCAUGUCUAUCGACGAGCUUAACGAGACAUUGAACGAAUUGUCGAAAUGCAUGGGCAAACAGGAUCAGCAAAUGAAGAUUCUUCAGCGUAUCUAUAACCGAACAACUCCGGAGGAGCAGAGGUGGAUAAUCCGUAUUAUUCUGAAAGACAUGGUCAUAUCUGUUAAAGAAACGACUGUAUUUUCCGUGUUUCAUCCGGAUGCCCAGGACCUCUACAACACCUGUUCGGAUUUGAAAAAGGUCGCAUGGACUCUAUGGGACACGUCAAACAAACUGGACGAUGAUCAAAAAACUGUAGGCUUAUUUCAGGCUUUCACGCCCAUGUUAUGCAAGCGACCGACCAGGACCAUCGAGCAAACCGUCAAAGAGAUGGGUGGUGCGGAAUUCAUAAUCGAAGAAAAAUUGGAUGGGGAGAGGAUACAACUUCACAAGCGAGGGAAUGAGUACUAUUACUGUUCCAGGAAGGGAAAAGACUAUACUUUCAUGUACGGCAAACAUGUCGGGGCCGGUACGCUGACGCCGUACAUUGACAAAGCAUUUCAUCCUGGAGUGGAAAAUAUUAUUCUCGAUGGUGAAAUGCUAGUGUGGGACCCCGUUUCUGAACGCAACCUUCCGUUCGGUGGCCUCAAAACUGCAGCACUCGACAAGUCUAAGAAGGACCUCAACCCACGGCCAUGCUUCAAAGUGUUCGACCUCCUCUACCUAAAUAAUACGUCCCUUUUGGACAGGUCGACCGCUUUCCGAAAGAAAAACCUUCACCAUUGCCUGACGGAAGUGAAAGGACGGCUCGAAUUCGUCCCCGAGUAUAAGGGAAAGACCGCAAAGGAUGUCCGUUCCAAAAUGGAGGAAAUAAUGGAAACCAGAGGAGAGGGUUUGGUCAUCAAACAUCCCAAGGCAAAGUAUGUUUUGAAUGGCAGGAAUAUGGAUUGGAUCAAAGUGAAGCCUGAGUAUAUGGAUAACAUGGGUGAAACGGUCGAUGUAUUGGUCGUCGGUGGUAACUAUGGUACUGGGUCUCGAGGAGGAGGAGUCUCUACUCUCAUUUGUGCUGUACUUGAUAUUCGUAACGGGGAGAGCGACGACGGUGAACAAAAGUAUAGCACUUUUGUGCGAAUUGGGUCCGGUCUGUCCUAUACAGAUUACGCGUGGGUUCGCGAUAAACCAUGGAAACCGUUGGACCGCAAGAACCCUCCAGAAUUUCUGCAGACGUCGAAGAAGUCGUCAAGUGAGGAUAAAGGUGAUGUUUAUCUGGAACCGAAUGAGUCCUUCAUCUUGAAGGUAAAGGCGGCAGAGAUUGUUCCCUCCGAACAAUACCACAUGGGAUAUACGAUGCGGUUCCCCCGUGCAUUAUCCAUCAGGGAUGACUUGAACUUGGAUAACUGUAUGACUUCGGAGGAUGUUUUGAAUAGUGUGCGAUCGGAGAAGAAAAGGAAAAUGGAGGGCGACGUCGGCGAAUCUAAGAAGAAGCGAAGGACAGCUGCUAAAAAGGCCACCAUUCUCUCAUCCUAUCAAGGGCCAAAACCCAAAGAUGUCGAAGUUCAGUCAGACUUAUUCAAGGGCCUAAAAUUUGUCGUUAUUCCAGACCCGAAGUCGAAGACAGGGAAUGAUGAUAAGAACGAGCUGGUGAACCUGAUUCUUUCCAACGGAGGCAGUUGUAUGCAGAUUGCUACGAAGCAAGCGGAUCUCUUCGUGGUGUAUGGAGGCAUUGUAACACCAUACAAUGUGAAGCUCAUUAUUGAUAAGGAUAUUCAUGACAUUAUCAAACCCCAGUGGGUGACGGAUUCCAUUUCUCUGGGACGAACGGCGCCGUUGAGUAACAAGUAUUUCUUCCACGCCACGUCUUCUCGAGCUUCCACCGAUGAAUAUCAAGACGAGACUCAAGAUGAGACGGAGAGGCAAAAUGUCAAACAGGAUGUCGUAGAAGCUCAUUCAGACAGCAAGAAUGAGCCUGAAUCACACGCGCCGACACAGGACCGGGGUGCCGAAGCGCUCAAAAGGACAGUGAUGGACCCGCGACUUGCGGAAUGGUUGGGGCUUGACGAAACAGAUUCCGUGGUGCCUAUUACAAGCGUUGGAGAGAAUGACUCGACAUCAGAGACUGAGAACGAUUCGAAUAACGAUGACGUGGCUGGGGAGGACUAUGAAGAGGAUUGGGUGCAGGUGCAGGUGAAAGACGGAGACGCAAAUACAAAAACCCCUUCCGAGGUCAGUUUAAAAAUGGGUGAAGAUGACUCAGCGAUGGAAUAUGACCAGAAUCUUAUCUUUAAACAUUUGUGCUUUUACCUGGACUCACCGGAGAGCGCGCAUCAGUAUGGAAUGAGUGCCAAAACAAACGCAAAGGGGAUUGAUCAGAGCUUUAUAGAGCUGAGAAAAGUGAUCACCGACAAUGGGGGACGAGUUGUGGGACUGGACGAAGGCAAACUAACACAUGUCGUGAUCGACAAGCGGGAUACAAGCCGGAGAGUUGAACUCAUGAGGAGGACAUCUGAACCCAGACGCCGGCACCUAGUUAUCUCCGAAUAUAUUCAGGCCUGUGUUGAUGAGGGGACGCUUUUGGACGAAGACGACUUUGCGCCUUGA